Messenger RNA from Anopheles coustani, 1909 nucleotides. Its product is annotated as G2/mitotic-specific cyclin-B-like. The transcript is spliced from 6 exons. Gene Ontology annotation, biological process: mitotic cell cycle phase transition; regulation of cyclin-dependent protein serine/threonine kinase activity. The record is from RefSeq and is a predicted model, not a curated record. NCBI's taxonomy places the organism in Eukaryota, Metazoa, Arthropoda, Insecta, Diptera, Culicidae. Bases 165 to 1640 code for a protein of 491 amino acids. Gene Ontology annotation, cellular component: nucleus; cyclin-dependent protein kinase holoenzyme complex; cytoplasm. Gene Ontology annotation, molecular function: cyclin-dependent protein serine/threonine kinase regulator activity.
UUUCAACGGUUUUGCUGACAGUCCCGGUCUCAUCAUUCUGUGAACAGUUGGCGGGUUAAACAGCUGUGUAUAUUUGAGGCGGUUUUUAGUCCAUUUAAAGAGCAAUCCAGCGUUGAAUCGUGUGUUUUUAACGGUACGUGAAGGCUGAUUCUACUACCUGUAAAAUGUCGCGUAUUAUGAGAAUCGAUGAGAACCACGCCGCUUCCCACCAGAAUGAAGGAUUGAAGAAGGUAGCUGCCGCCAGACGACCAGUUCUUGGAGAGCUUGGGAACAGAGUUCUUCGCCAUGAAUCUCAGGAUUUGUUGGUAAAGGGCACUGACAAAGGAACGAGUUUAAAAGCAGCAAACCCAACGUUGAAGAACAUCAAACCUCGCGUCGAUACCCGAUGGAAGAAAACCGAAAAUGUGGCGGUAGGAGCCGUGACGAAGAAACCCAUUACACGCUCAGAUGCAUCAAAAAGUGCAGCUGAUGUAAAACAUGUCGUCAUCACCGGGGCCAAGACUCAGUCAACAGCUCAGGAGGCUGUGAAAGUACAAGUGCAAUUAAACAAAGGCAAUGAGGUUAAACAUGUAGGCUUGAAACGGGAAGAGAGUCAGCUAUCUUUGCGUUCGCUAGCGAAGCAGAAUCGGAAGGGUCAACAGAAAACAUCAUGCAGCUCCGCAUCUUCCACUGAAGACAUUGCCCAGUCAACAAAUUUGGCAGCGAAAACGGAACGUUUGGAUACGCAUUCGCAAAAGUUGCUGGAAGGCAUCGAAAACAUUGACAUUAACGAUGCUGCGAACCCAGCUCUGUUGUCUGAAUAUGUGAACGACAUUUACAAAUAUCUGAACAGAUUGGAAAGUACUCCAGGAUACGAGUUGCAGGAAAAUUUUCUUGAUGGUCAAAAAGAGGUCACCCACAAGAUGCGAACCAUUCUGAUCGAUUGGAUUAACGAAGUGCACCAUCAGUUUAAGCUCGAGAUUGACACCUACCACAUGACAGUAUCGCUGAUCGAUCGCUAUCUACAGAAAGUGAAAACGGUCCCCAAAAGGCAGCUUCAGCUUGUCGGAGUGACCGCAAUGUUCAUUGCUUCGAAGUAUGAGGAACUGUUUCCACCAGAGAUCCAUGAUUACGUCUUCAUUACCGACGACACGUACCAGAAACAGCAAAUCCUGGAUAUGGAAAAGGAGAUUGUUAAGCAGUUAGACUUCAACUUGGGCAAACCACUCCCAACGCACUUUUUGCGGCGGUUUUCGAAGGCCGCCAAAGCAUCGGACAUUAACCAUGUGUUGGCAAAAUAUUUAAUCGAACUCGCCAGUGUGGACUACAGCACCGCUCAUUACAAGCCAUCGGAGAUCGCUGCAGCCGCAUUGUACAUAUCUCUGUAUCUCUUUCCCGUAUCGUCUCGCGGAGGAAAUGGUUCUUCCGGAAAGAUUUGGAACCGCACGGUAGAACAUUACACGCACUACAGUGUGCAUGAUUUGGCACCAAUUGUGCGAAGGCUAGCAAGCGUUGUAAAACUGGUGCCAAAGAUGUCGGAAAAGAGAGUUAAAUCCAUGUGGCUAAAAUAUUCCUCGUCAAAGCUGCAAUGUAUCUCAACCCACCCGAAACUGAAGGGGGUUGAAAUGGAUGCGUUGAUCGAGUGUGACCUACCUCAGUAACCAAAUCGGAUGAAGUCAACCAGUCUUGGCAGUGUAAGACAAAUGCUCUCGUAGCAGUACAUAUUUGUAAUUACGAAGCGCCCUUCGAUAGUGGCCCGUUCUAUGUAUGUUUAUUUUUAUAGGUUCUUUUACUUGACCCUGGGAAAGAUUAUCCGCCGGAAAUUUUUUCUUUUGUUCUAUGACAAUUUGUUAGUAGCUUAUUAUGUUUUGUGCGUGUGUCUAAUUAUAAAGAUAUAAAUGUUUAAAUCAAUUGAUUUCGUAACACAACA